Molecule: messenger RNA, 1145 nt
Organism: Erythranthe guttata (spotted monkey flower)
Lineage: Eukaryota; Viridiplantae; Streptophyta; Magnoliopsida; Lamiales; Phrymaceae
Product: putative E3 ubiquitin-protein ligase RHA4A
Biological process (GO): protein ubiquitination
Molecular function (GO): transferase activity
Source: RefSeq, a predicted model, not a curated record
AGACCUGCAGAAAAGCUCCUUUAUAUAGAUACAUAGCUUUUGGAGUUAGUUGUUGCAGCUGCAGAUUGUUAGUUUUGAGAGAGCUUAUCUAUCCAUCAGAGUUGCAUCCCAUAUAUAUCUAUCUAUCUAUACAGCUUAACAAGUAAGCUAAUACAUACACACAUAUAUCCACAGAGAGAGAGAGAGAGAGAGAGAGAGAGAGAGAGAGAGAGAGAGAGAGAGAGAGAGAUGAGUAGUUCUAGUAAUAGUAAUAGUAAUAGUAAUAGUGCAGCAGCAGGGUCUCCACACCAAUAUCCCCAAGAAAUUCAACUAAAGCUGUAUCAGGCUUUUAUAUUUUCAAUUCCAAUUUUGUUCUCUAUAAUUCUUUUUCUUUUGUUCUAUUUGUUCUACCUCAAGAGAAGAUCAUCAUCAUCAUCACCCUCCCUUCUUCCACGCACUUCUAUCAACAACUACCCUACCACCACCACCACCAUCAUCUCAACCAAUAAUAGUGAUGCGGAAUAUAUGAAAACUGAGCAGAAGAACAAGCUUUGCACAGUUUUGUUCGAUGAGUACAUGAAAACAAGGGAUUCCUCGUGCUGUGUGUGCUUGGGAGAAUUCGAGGUGAAAGAAGAGUUGCUUCAAGUAGGAACAUGCAACCAUAUAUUCCACAUCGACUGCAUUCGACACUGGCUACAUAACAAUUCUACUUGUCCACUCUGUAGAUCCCCUGUUUUUCUCUCUCCUAACUUCUUCACCUCCAAAUCCCAACACCAUCUCUCUCCUAAUUCUAAUUUGCUGCACCACACACUCACUACUACUCUUAUUAUUACAAAUACAAGUACAACACCCUCCUCUCAGGCCUCAUCAACUGCUGCUACUGCCGGAACCACCACCACCAUUUGUUAAAGAUUAUUAUCUCUACUCAUUCAUCUAUCAUGUACUUCACUACUUGUAAUGAAAUGCAUCACUUUUUUUUAGCUAAAAAGAGAGAAAAUGAGAGAUAUGCACCUUUUGUUUUCUUUUGUUACCAUAUAUCUCCAUCGUUUUUAGUUUCAUUCUUUGCAAAUUUAAUCCCAGCGCCUCCUGUAAUUGCUCCCUAAUUCUUCAUUUAACCAUCUUACUUACCCAACACAGGUCUUACAAUAUCAUACUUUUACUGUGUU